CCGGCAGCCGCUCCCUGCGCCCCGGCCACUCGCUCGCACUCCGAGGGUCCCCGCAGCCAGCCCGCUUCCUCUGCCUCCUCCACCUAGUCCGACGCCCUGGGGACCCCGGCCGCGAGUGGGCGCUGUCACGGAGCGCGCCCCGCCGGCCUCAGCGCCCCAAAGGCGCCUUCCUUGGCCGGAUCAGCGUGGGGCGUCGGCCGUCGUCGCCUACAGGAGCCCCGAGGCCGGAGCGGCGGCGUGGGCACCGCGUCUUCUCGCCUUCCGCCUUCCGUGGCCGAGGACCGCGAGCGGCUCCGAGCGGCCGAAGUUGGGGCGAUCGAAGACCAAGGCCCUGACGCUCCUCCCUGUCGCGCGCUCCCCGCACCCUGACCCUUUCGGGCGAGAGGUUGAGGUUUCAAGCAGUCUCCUUCUCAGGAUUUAACGCCAGUGCCAGGAAUGCGCAGGGAGAGUUUGAGGGGGUUAGAUGGUGCCAGGCAGAGGCGCUGAGCUUUGACUCGUGUGGCCAAAAAAGGCGUCGCGGGCCCUCCCGGCAGCGGAGAAUCGGGGGCCCUAUCGCUUCCUUGCCGUCCGCCCCCAGACUUCAGAAGGAAACAAUGAAAAGUCUCAAGAGAUGGGGGCGCGGAGCCCCGCCCAGCCGCGAGGCAGUUGUCACCCGGAGCCAGCACCGGGGCGGGGGCGGGAGUGGGGGACUUUCCUGGCCUCCUCAGGCAGCAGGCGUGGAAAAGGGUGGGGGCGACCCCAGCCGAAGGAGCGGUCCGGGUUUUGGCCGGGUGGCUGCGCAGGGGGCGCAGGCUGUCUGCCCCGGUCCGAUCUGACCUUGCGGGGCACCCGGGGAGGCCGGGCUUGGCCUGGGUUCUAGAGUGGGGAUGCGUGAACGGUAUCAGAAAGGACGUGGGCUGGGCUGGUGCGUGAAGCUGAAGCCGGACCUAGCCCCGCAGUGGGGGCCGCCCCUCAGCGCUCCAGCUGGCAGCUCUGGAGGGCUGAGGGGCUCCUGGCUAGAAACUAUGAGACAGUGGGAAAUCACCCCCUUUGACCCAAAUGCCAUGUUUUGGGGUUUUCCCUUGCACCCUGGCCUUCCCCACCCUCGCCCUGUGAGGAAGCCGAGAGGCUUCUUCCUGCCGCACCUGCCGCUCCGGGAGGCUCAGCCUGUCCGUGCGGGCGAGGAGGCAGGGCCCAGGGAGUGCCGAAGUCGGUCACCUGGAGAGGGCGGGAUUUAGGGUCACACCAGGUGCAGGGUACUCCUUGCCUCUCCCUAUGCUGGGUGUGGGGUUUGCUGACCCAGGCGACUCAAGAGGGGCAGCAGGGUCUCCAGCUCUGCCCACUCCUCCUUAAUCCACUGGCCAUUUCUUACUCUAUCCUCCCCGUGGGACCCACCUGGCUGCUCUAGUGGCCUCUCCUGGGACUUCAGCAGGGCCCUGGAUUGACUGGAAGGCUCGCCACCCCAGCAGGGCUUCAAGGAUUCCCCCUCUGGAUGCUUCACUGCCUGACCCACUUGGGGCCUUCUCCGGGUCUUCAGCAGCCCACGCCCCUUCUGACAUUUCCAUAGCAGGUUUCCAGGGCUCUCAGAUCCACAAACCUAGGUCUGGGGGAUCCCUGAAUUUGAAGACAGGCAGGUGUGUUCAGACGUCGAAAUCCAGAUCUCACAGGCAUUGGGAUGGUCUGAAGCCAAUGUAAGCCCACCUCUGGACGGACAGGAUGGAUUUUGAGCCUGGUCUUGUUGAGAGGAAGGACCUGGCUCUGCAGAUGGAAUGGGGUGUGGGGGGCGGCAGUUUGGCUUUAGGGACCCAUAUAUGAAUUUUCUCCGCCCCCUCCCACCCUCCCUCAGCGCACAGUGAGUCAGGUUUCUGAGUUGUACACUUUCAUUUCCCCUGGGCUGGGUGGAGGCUGAUGUAGGAAGAGGAACUGAGCCACAGCCUUGGGGGCGGGGGGCUGGAGCCUUCCCACCCUGCCGGCUUUAUUCUUCACGGAUUGAGCUGGACACUGCUCUGAAGCCUGCAGAGGGACAUUCUGGCAGCUUGGAGGUGGCACAUAGCAGCCAUAACCCAAACAGGUACUGGGUGGGAAAUUUCAGGGGAAACUGAGGCUCUGUGAUACUAGGGCCAAGUAGACCAGCUCCACCCUUCCUUACUCGCUGACCAACAUAAUCUUCUGAGGACCAGGCAGUUUGAUUGCUCCCUUUUCCUGGGCUCAUACAAUAAAGGGCAAAGGGUAUGGGCAAGAGGAGGAAGGAAACUGCCCAGGAAUGGAGAGGGGCAGCAGAGGGGGGGGGGGGCUCCAGACUGAAGUUUCAGGUUCUGGAGAAUGGUGGGCAGGUGAAAGGGAGCAUGAAGUGUCUCAUUUGUCCUGCUGUCUUGACUUGAGUGAGGCAGGGACUGUGGCCUGGGGAAGGGGUCACUCUCCACGGGCAGCUAUACUCCUGCAGCUGUGUUACAAGCCCACAAACAUCAGGGGUUUCCUAAGUACUGAAAGAAACUGGCAUGGUGGCUCCUACCUGUAAUCCUACCACUGAGGGAGGAGGAUCUCCUUGAGUUUGAGCCUAAACUACACAGAAAGACCUUGACCCUAUCUCAAAAAAACAAAAAACAAAAAAACAUUUAAGUGCUGAAAGAAUGUGUCCAGUAGGAGGAGAAAGGGCAGGGACAAGAUGGCUUCAGGGAGCUAAGGCCUAAGCUUGGUGGCAACUGUCCUUUCUGGAGGUAGUUUAAGUGGGUUGAUGGGAUUUAUCUAAGGCAUGGUGGUGGGGGGGGCUGCACCCCUGAGGAAAACUGAGGAAAAACAGAAGCUUUCAGAACUGAAUUUGGACACCCUUCCUCCUUUCCCAUGUUCUGCUGUUGUCUCCUAGAAACUCGUGGUGAGAUUCUUGUUUAGAGGAGUUGUUGGGAUUCUCAGGGGAAGGUGAGAAAAACAGAGAGAGGAAAAGCUGAGCAGGGUUGGGAUGGGUCAGUCUGAUCCUAAGGCACGCUCACUGCACCUGUUAAUUCGCCUUGCAGCAAGGGAGGGAGGCUUCGGUCCCUUGGAGUCACUGUUGUGACCCCCCCCCCCCAGAGUGAGGUGAGGGCUAACCUGUGAGGGGAGGCAGCUGCAGGAAGUUCUUUGGCACAGGGCCAGCUGGUGCUGUUGGCAUCUGGGAAAAGGAUGCCCCAGCCUGGUACAGGGCAUCUGGAGUGGCUGUCCAAGCAUCCGCUAGUGCUGAGAUGUCUUCUUUCCUUCCCCUUUCUUCCCCUGCCCCCAACACCAAGCACGGACUCAGGGACCCUGUGACUUGGAAGCUGAGGGUAGGAAAGGAGAAGUGGUCUUGAACACCUGGGUGGGCCCACUGUCCCUGGGGCAGAGUGUUUAGCUGCUACUCUGGCUUUCCCUGCAGACCUCUUUGCCAUGAACCAACAGCCCCCUGGGGCUCCCUCUCAGCCCCGCCGCGUGCGGCUGAAGCCCUGGCUGGUGGCCCAGGUGAACAGCUGCCAGUACCCAGGGCUUCAGUGGGUCAAUGGAGAAAGGAAAUUAUUCUACAUCCCCUGGCGCCACGCCACGAGGCAUGGCCCCAGCCAGGAUGGAGACAACACCAUCUUCAAGGCCUGGGCCAAAGAGACAGGGAAGUACACUGAGGGGGUGGACGAGGCUGAUCCGGCCAAGUGGAAGGCCAACCUACGCUGUGCCCUCAACAAGAGCCGAGACUUCUGCCUCAUCUAUGACGGGCCCCGGGACAUGCCACCUCAGCCCUACAAGAUCUACGAGGUCUGCUCCAAUGGCCCUGCUCCCACAGAGUCCCAGCCUACUGAGGAUUACAAUGUGGUUCCAGAAGAGGAGAAGGAAGAGGAAGAAGAAGAAGAGCUUCAGAAGAUGUUACCAGAACUGAGACUCACAGAAGCAGUGCAGCCUGGUCCCUCCAUGGCACCCUAUUCUUUACCUAAAGAAGAUGUCAAGUGGCCACCUGUUCUCCCACCGCCUGUGGGGCCUGCCUUGGACCCCAACCUGCUGGUCCCUGCACCUGGUAACCCUGCGAGCUUCGGGCAGCAUCUCCCUGAGGUCCUGCCUAGUUCUGAGCCCCUGGCUCCCACCCUGCCCCCUGCAAGUGAACAGCUAUUGCCUGACCUGCUCAUCAGCCCCCACAUGCUGCCUCUGACUGACCUGGAGAUCAAGUUCCAGUACCGGGGACGGCCACCCCAAGCCCUCACCAUCAGCAACCCACAAGGCUGCCGGAUCUUCUACAGCCAACUGCAGGCCACCCAGGAGCAGGUGGAACUUUUUGGCCCCGUGAGCCUGGAGCAAGUUCGCUUCCCCAGCCCUGAAGACAUCCCCAGUGACAAGCAGCGCUUCUACACGAACCAGCUGCUGGAUGUCCUAGACCGUGGGCUCAUCCUCCAGCUGCAGGGCCAGGAUCUGUAUGCCAUCCGCCUGUGCCAGUGUAAGGUGUUCUGGAGUGGGCCCUGCGCCUCCACUCAGGGCUCGAGCCCUAACCCCAUUCAGCGGGAAGUCAAGACCAAGCUCUUCAGCCUGGAGCAGUUUCUCAAUGACCUCAUCCUGUUCCAGAAGGGGCGCACUGACACCCCACCACCCAUUGAGAUCUUCUUCUGCUUUGGGGAGGAAUGGCCUGACCGAAAACCCCGAGAGAAGAAGCUCAUUACUGUACAGGUGGUGCCUGUUGCAGCACGGUUACUUCUGGAGAUGUUCUCAGGAGAGUUUUCUUGGUCAGCUGACAGCAUCCGACUGCAGAUCUCAAACCCAGACCUCAAAGAUCGCAUGGUGGAGCAGUUUAAGGAGCUCCAUCACAUCUGGCAGGCCCAGCAGCAGUUGCAGCCUAUGGCCCAUGGCCCUCCUGUGGCAGGCUUGAGUGCUGGCCAAGGGCCCUGGCCCAUGCACCCCGUUGGCAUGCAAUAAUGGGGUGGGUAGUGGCUGUACAGACUGAUGAGGCAAUAUGGUAGCCCCAGCAGGCCUGGCUGGCUGCAGAGUCCAAUCUCUGGAUCUCCUUGAGGUGGGUUUAGGCCAAGGAAAAAGAAGAGGGCUAUGUGCCUGUUCCCCCUGCAGAGCUUUGCUUGCAGGGCUGGCUCCUUUGGCCUGCCUCUCCUGUGCUCCUUCCGCUGGCUCUGGAGAAACCCAGCCAGCAGUCUCCCUGAGCAGGGGAGGAAUGCCCCCACUGUAGGGCCUACAUAUACAGGGUGGAUUGCCCCAGGGUGGCCCACUCUUGUGGUUGCCCCAUUUCCUCUGGCAAAAAAGCCUGAGAAGUACUGUGGGGCAGGUCCCACUGCAGGGCCUCUGUAGGGCAUGGGCCUGAUUUGGAGGUCCCCUAGUUUGAGCCUCACUUCCCCAUCUUUCUCCCUCCUGAGAUGAAUAUAAGCCUUUAGACAUCACUUAAGGCUGGCAGCUACCUGCUGCCUUCUUCAGAGUUUAAGAAUCUGGCAGUAAAGAGUAGAUAUAUUUUUGGAUUAAAAAGUUAAAAAACA
Heterocephalus glaber (naked mole-rat) is the source of this 5438-nucleotide messenger RNA. The record is from RefSeq and is a predicted model, not a curated record. NCBI's taxonomy places the organism in Eukaryota, Metazoa, Chordata, Mammalia, Rodentia, Bathyergidae.